Coregonus clupeaformis (lake whitefish) is the source of this 2696-nucleotide messenger RNA. Its product is annotated as chromatin target of PRMT1 protein. The transcript is spliced from 5 exons. NCBI's taxonomy places the organism in Eukaryota, Metazoa, Chordata, Actinopteri, Salmoniformes, Salmonidae. The record is from RefSeq and is a predicted model, not a curated record. Bases 843 to 1535 code for a protein of 230 amino acids.
GAGUUCCAGUGAAGUCAAAAUGAGUGCUCCCUCCUCCCAAAAAGUUGUGUUGAAAAGCACCACCAAGCAGUCCCUGAAUGAGCGGUGAGACGCACUACGCACCCUGACAGCACUAAGCGAGGCGAAGGGCGAAACAGUGGUACAGACGGCCCUAGUGUGCUCUACUACGGAAGGCCACUGUUGGGGACCUGCCCAGACAUGGACGCUAGACUGCUCGGGGCCGACGUGUGCGCCGCUCACUCAAAAUGCAUGCCGUAUUCAGCAUUUGCUGACAAAAAGUUUGACGAACAGAGUGCAAACGUUGUGCUCCUGGCCAACCUUUUGUGUGAGCAGCGCACACUUAGACCCAAGGAGAGAGGGUAACGGUGAUGCUUGGUAAGGCGACUGUCCUAGAAUGGGCACAGGCCGCACUCCUGAUAUGCCCCGGCACUCCUCCUCUCUGUGUGUCACACAGCCCAAAAUAUAGUGUACGAAUGGGAGAGGAGAGACCAAACCGCUCCUCUCCCACCCUCUCUCUACACACAUAACUCUCUCUCAACUAAAUUACUGUUUGUUUAGCCAUUUGUCUCCUCUUCCUCUCUUCUUUGCUAUCACUUUAAUUUUCGGUUCUCUGUGCUCUGAUGUCUUUCUGUAAGACUAGGUGCCCAGUCCUAGCCCGGACGUGACCCCCCCCCCCCUUCCCUUGCUAUUCUCACAUGUGUGGUGUGAGCACAAGGCACGGUCCGGGCUGUAAGUGGCUGGGUUGCCAGAUACCCCUCCAGUCCUGGGCCUCCAACCUCCGGCAGGCCUUUUUCGCAGGCGGAUGACGUCAAAACAAGGUGGCGGGAGGCCUCUUCACUACCAUGCUGAAGAACAAGGCGCCGACAGCGGUGAGUGUGCGAGCCACCAUGCAGCAGCAACACAUGGCCAGUGCCCGCAACCGCCGCCUCGCCCAGCAGAUGGAGAACAGGCCCUCUGUGCAGGCCGCUCUGCACCACAAGCAGAGCCUGAAGCAGCGCCUGGGGAAGAGCAACAUCCAGGCCAGGCUGGGCCGGCCCAUCGGGGCUUUAAUGCGGGGGGCCACUGGAGGCCGGGGAUUUUCCGUUGGAGGGAUGCGGGGGAUGACCAGAGGAGGUCUGCGAGGCCGCGGCAGAGGAGGAGCCCUGAGGGGAGCUAUGGCUCUGAGAGGGAAUCGCCUUGCCCCAGGCAUGGGCCAGAUGCGUGGCAGAGGGGGUCCAGGCCGGGUGGCCCACCGUAGGGGGAUGCGUCAGAGAGGAGGGGUUGCUGGUCGUGGAGGUGCCUUCGGCAGAGGAGCUGGAAGAGGAGUGGGAGCCAGGGGACGAGGCGGUCUGCUAGGGCGCGGUGGCUUCGCCGGCAGGGGUGUUGGCCGCGGUCGUGGGGGUGGAAGAGGAGGCCGGGGUAGAGGGGGUGGCCCAGGGAUGACCCGCGAGCAGCUGGACAACCAGCUUGACGCCUACAUGUCCAAGACCAAGGGCAACCUGGACGCUGAGCUGGACGCGUACAUGGCCCAGGCUGACCCAGAGGGCAUGGAGUGAACCAGGACCUCCACCACAAGAGAGCAGGGACUCCUUCAACAGGCCCAUACUGAGAGAGUACUGAUAACAUGAUGACACGGAGAGAAGCUUGUAUAGUGCUAUUACGCCACACAAACGUAAUGAUAAACGCACAUACGUAGACUCGGAGUGCACUGUCUCACACUACAUGUCUAAAAUUGUUGAUGUGAUCACAACCUCAGGCUUAAAUAUGAAACUUGCACACUCACUGACACACAUGCAUACAAACACACUCAUUCUAAAAUUGUGGGCCUAUGAAGAGAACUGUUUGUAAAGGACUGUUUCCCUGAAUCUGGAUUUGACCAUUCUCAGUAUCAAUGCAAAGUAGACACACCUGCAAUUUUAAACCCUUUUCCUGUAUGUGCAAGUGUGCAUGAAGUACGCAAAUAUCUUUAAAACUUGAAUGGACGACACUGACUACACUAGAGACUUGAAUAACCAAUGUUAUCAAUGCUCCUGAAAGGCCUGCAUUUUGGACCAGAAUCUCUCCCGGCAGAAUCUGUUUUGAAACUGAAUUCGACUAUUACCGAACUUUGCAUCUAUAUCCAUAUGGUUAAAAGUGCUUCGUUUUUAGGGAAUGAACCAUGCGCCAUAAUCAUGUCCAACUAGCAUCCACUUCUCAUAUUUUGUAAUCCUAUUUUUUACUACCAUGUUUUUGUUAGGAUUUGUAUUUAGUAAUGGAUUCUCCUUUUAUUGUUUUAGCAGUAGUGUACAACGACUUGACUCUCGGGUAAAAAAAUUUUUUUAAAGAAAAUGACCAGGGGAAUUCUAGAGAAAUCAUUAAAUUAAGCUUUGCUUCUGGAGAAUUGAAGUAUGUUGAUGUCUUCAGUUGAAACUCCCCUAACAGCAUUUAUAGAUGCUAGACAUACCAAAUAAGCAACUACACAAGGAGGUGCAAAAUAUUUCCAUCAAGUUGCAAAUGUGUGCGAGUGGUCUUCCCUCCUGGUGUCAAUUGUAUUUAUUUGAAAUGGUCUUUAAAAAACUGUGGUUGUUGUACACAACACUCCAAUGAAGUGAGUGAAAAUGUUUUCAGAUUGUGUCCAUCUGGAUGAAACUAUCUAAACUCCAAUUGCUAUGUAAUUCCCUCUCCUUCUACCUGGUUAAUGUCAUAGAAUAGAGAAUAAACGUUAUAUUGUCAUCUUA